This is a messenger RNA of Oryctolagus cuniculus (rabbit), 1969 nucleotides long. The record is from RefSeq and is a predicted model, not a curated record. NCBI's taxonomy places the organism in Eukaryota, Metazoa, Chordata, Mammalia, Lagomorpha, Leporidae.
UUUUUCAUGAGGUAUACAAUUUCUUGGGAUAUAUAAUUCACAUAGAAUUAUAAAAGAAUGAUGUUUACAAAAAGCCCUGAGGAAAACCAACAUAUAAGAUACUGAAAGGGGUGCUGGCAUUGUGGUGUAGCAGGUAAAGCCACUGCCUAUAAUACUGGUAUCUUGCAUGGGCACCAUAUCCAGGUGCUCUACUUCUAAUCAAGCUCCCUGUUAGUGGCCUGGGGAAAGCAGUAGAAGAUGGUCCAAUGUUUGGGCCCCUGUCACCCAUGUGGGAGACCCAGAGAAAGCUCUUGGCCCUAACUUUGGUCUGGCUCAGCCCUGACUAUUGCAGCCAUCUAAGGAAUGAACCAGUAAUUGGAAAGUCUCUGUCUUCUACCACCCUCUGUAACUCAGACUAUCAAAUAAAUAUCUUUUUUAAAAACAAGUACUGACAGAGCAGGAGUGAAUUACACUUAUCAAGGAUGCCCAACCAGGUGGGUAAAAGGAAAACUAACAUAUUUUAUGGCUCAGAAGCAAAUAGAAAAGUAUGUUUUAGAAAUGAUGGAAUAUAGUUAACAUGUUAAAGAGAUGUGAAGAAAAUAGGUUGUUUAUAAUUAUAUAGAUUCUGUGCUCGCUUCGGCAGCAUGUAUAAUUAUAUAGAUUCUAAUUACAGAAAUUUGAAAUUUAGAAAUUACUUUCAUUGUGACGAGACUGAAAGGAAACAUCUUUUCAGAUAAUGUAUCAUAGUAAUAUAAUCAAUGUAAGUUCAAGUUUUGUUGGACAUGGUUAUUUCCUCUUAAAGGUACUAGCAACAAACAUGAUAGGAAACCAAACCACUGUGUCAGAGUUCCUCCUCCUGGGCCUGCCCAUCCAGCCACAGCACAAAAACCUCUUCUACGUCCUGUUCCUGGCCAUGUACCUGACCACAGUCAUAGGGAACCUCCUCAUCAUCAUCCUCAUUCGACUGGACUCCCAUCUCCACACGCCCAUGUAUUUGUUUCUCAGCAACUUGUCCCUCUCUGACCUCUGCUUCUCCUCUGUCACAAUGCCCAAAUUGCUGCAGAUCAUGCAGAGCCAAGUCCCAUCCAUCUCGUACUCCGGCUGCCUGGCCCAAAUAUACUUCUUCCUGUUUUUUGGAGACCUGGAGAACUUCCUCCUUGUGGUCAUGGCCUACGACCGCUAUGUGGCCAUCUGCUUCCCCCUGCACUACACCAGCAUCAUGAGCCCCAAGCUCUGCUUCUGCCUGGUGGUGCUGUCCUGGGUGCUGACCACGUUCCAUGCCCUGCUGCACACCCUGCUGAUGGCCAGGCUGUCUUUCUGUGCAGACAACAGGAUCCCCCACUUUUUCUGUGAUAUGUCUGCUCUUCUGAAGUUGGCCUGCUCUGAUACCCAUGUCAAUGAAUUGGUGAUAUUUGUCAUGGGAAGCACAUUUCUUGUCAUCCCCUUCCUACUCAUCACCAUGUCCUAUGUAAGGAUUGUGUCUUCCAUUAUCAAGGUUCCUUCUGCACGGGGCAUCCAUAAGGCCUUCUUCACCUGUGGCUCCCACCUGUCUGUGGUGUCAUUGUUCUAUGGGACAGUUAUUGGUCUCUACCUAAUCCCAUCAGCCAAUAAUUCUACUGUGAAAGAGACUGUCAUGGCUAUGAUGUAUACUGUGGUGACUCCCAUGCUGAACCCCUUCAUCUACAGCCUGAGGAACCAAGACAUAAAGGGAGCCCUGGGAAGAAUUGACUGUGGAAAGAAGACUCUCUUCUCUCUAGGAUGGUAACAAGUAUUUUUACACAAUUUUAUCCUUUACGUAUACUUAAUUGAUGCUGAAAUAUUAUUCCAAGUUUUUACUGUACCAAGGAACCUCUGUUAAAAUGGUGUACUACAAUAUGCCUGUCCUGUAGUUCAAAAGAGAGUCUGACCUUGGAGACAUGGCCAUACUUCCUCUGACCUCCCCAGAUGACCUUGGAGAGGCAUAGUUUAAGAACCACUACUUUAAAUAACU